GUCAUGUGACUGUUGAACCCAACCACCAAUAUGACCCUUGGCCGAACCAGUUCCGCGUCGAGUGCAUUCGGUUAGACUCGGACAAUAUACGAGUCUAAUUCCAGUCCAGGGAUCAAAUACAAAGGUUUUUUUUUUAACGAAAAUAUGAGCAUUCCGGUGGUGGACUUCAGCGCGUGCAGCCUCACAGUUGAGGAUAUUUCCCGCGCAGACUUGAGCCACCUCAGCAGAGACAUAAGGACAGCCUUUACCGAUGUAGGCUUCGUCUUCCUGGAAAACACUGGCAUUACUCAGGCGGAGGUGGAUGCUGUCAUGGACGCUUCCAGGAGGUUCUUCCUGCAGCCAGACCACAUGAAGCGCCCAUUGAGUAGGAAAACCUUCCCAAACUGUGCUAACCACGGAUGGGUAGCUCUGGAAACUGAAAGAUUGAAUCCACAAAAGCCAGGAGACUUGAAAGAGGCAUUUAACAUGUCUUCACUACAUCCUGAUAUAAAGUGGCCCUCACCUGAGAUUGUGGUGGGAUUCCAGGAGAGCCAGAUGGCUUUUUUUCAACAUUGCAAAGAGCUGAGCCUACGCAUUUUGAAGGUGAUGGCCCACAGUUUGGAUCUAGACCCUGACGUGUUCCUGAGUGCUCACCGCCUCAUUGGAACUGAUGAAAACGGCACAACCCUCCGUUCGCUGUACUACCCUCCGGUCAACAGAGAGCUGGCCAAGGAUGGUCAGCUGAGAUGUGGAGAGCAUUCUGAUUAUGGAAGCAUCACCUUGUUGUUCCAGAGCUCUGAAGGUCUGCAGGUGCGUCAACGUUCCGGCGAGUUUAUCUGUGCCCCUUGUGUCCCCGGGGCGGUUCUCGUGAACAUCGCUGACCUGAUGCAGCGCUGGACUAGUGACCGCUUUGUCUCUGUGCUCCACAGAGUUUUGCUGCCCCCUGCUGGCGACUCUAGCACACGGCAGUCUCUGGCUUUCUUUGUCCAGCCAGACGACGAGGCCGUCAUCACUUGCAUCGACGGCUCCAACAAGUACCCCCCAGUCCAAGGGGGUACCUACCUCACAGAGCGGUUUAAUGACUCCUAUGGCCAGGCCUGAACACCCCCCCCCCACACCCACACCACCACCACCUUACCCAUCACACUACCCACAGCCAGCCCCCAUCCUCACCUUGGGGUAUAUAAUAAUAAUAAUAAUAAUAAUAAUACAUUUUAUUUAAAAGCGCCUUUCAGGACACCCAAGGUCGUUGUACAGUAGAUAAAAAACACCAAGAUAAAAGACAACAUACAAUAAAUAAGAACAUACAAUAAAUAGGGGGAGGGGGGACCAUGUGAAGCAGUUAAAGAGAAUAGGCACGUUUGAACAGAUGAGUUUUGAGUUUGGAUUUGAAGAUGGGAAGGGUGGCAGAGUUACGGAGGUCUGGUGGCAAAGAGUUCCAGAGCAGAGCUUUCAGCCGCUCUGCUCCCCAUAGUGCUAAGACGUGCAGAGGGAAAAGUGAGAUGGAGGGACGUGGAAGAUCUGAGGGAACGGGAUGGCUUGAGAAUGUGGAUGAGGUAAGGGGGGGCAAGGUUAUGGAUAGACUUGUAGGUGAACAGAAGGAUUUUGUUGGUGAUUCUUUGAGUCACGGGGAGCCAGUGGAGUUGCUGCAGGAUGGGGGUUAUGUGGUGGGAUGAGGGGGUUCUGGUGAUGAUCCGGGCAGCAGAGUUCUGAACCAGUUGUAGUUUAUGGAGGGAUUUUUGAGGGAGGCCGAAGAGGAGAGCGUUACAGUAGUCGAUGCGGGAAGUGACAAGGCUAUGGACGAGGAUGGCGGUGGUGUGGGGGGUGAGGGAGGGGCGUAGACGAUUAAUGGAGCGCAGACGGAAGUAAGCUGACCUGGUGACGUAUUGAUGUGGGAUUGGAAAGAUAGUGUGCUGUCGAGGAUGACACCCAGACUCUUGACCUGAGGGGAGAGUGUAGUGAGGGGGAGUGUAGAGUUAGGUUUGGAGGAAAGGUAGAGCUGGGUGUCAUCCGCGAAGCACUGGAAGUGAAUGUUAAAUUUACGGAAGAUAUGGCCGAGGGGGAGAAGGUAGGUUAUGAAAAGAAGGGGCCCCAGGACAGAGCCCUGGGGCACACCUGAGGUGACUGGGGAGGGGUUGGAGGAGAAAGACUUAAGCUGUAUGAACUGAGUGCGGUCUGUGAGAUAGGAAUGGAACCAGUGGAGGGGGGUGUGGGUGAUGCCCAUUGAGGAGAGUCUACUGAGGAGGAUGGGGUGUGAGAUGGUGUCAAAGGCCGCACUCAGGUCGAGGAGGAUGAGAAUAGAAAGUGAACCGGUGUCAGCUGCAGUGAGGAGAUCGUUUGUGAUUUUGAUGAGUGCAGUUUCGGUGCUGUGACGGGGACGGAAGCCGGACUGGAAGGGUUCAUUCAGAUUGUUAGGGGUGGGAUGUGCGUGAAGUUUGGAGGAGACUAUUUUUUCAAUAAUUUUGGAAAUGAAAGGUAAGUUGGAGAUAGGGCGGAGGUUAUUGAAGUUGUUGGGAUCUGAACCAGGUUUUUUCAGGAUUGGGGUGACAGCAGCAGUUUUGAAGGCUGGGGGGACAAUAUCAGUAGACAGUGAAGAGUGGACAAUGGCAGAAAUGAGAGGAAGCAGAGAGGAGAGGCAGGAUUUGACCAGGAUUGUGGGGAUGGGGUCCAGCUGGCAUGUGGAGGGCUUGGAUUUGUGGAUGAGGUCAGAUAUUUCAGAGGCAUUGGGGAGUUGAAAGGAGGAAAAAGGCUUACUCUAGAGAAAGGGUUCGGGUGUGGGGAGAGGAGGCGGUUGUGAGCAGAGGUGCUGAUGAAUGGAGUUAAUUUUGUCAUUGAAGAAUACCAUCAGUGAGUUACAGGUGUCAAUUGAGUAAAAGUGGGGGUUCAAGAGUGGGGAGGCUGGAGGAUCUUGUUGAGUAAUGAGAAAAGUGAUUUGGUAUUUCCUUUGUUGGAUGUGAUGAGACCAGAGUAAUAAGCAGAUUUACGGUGUGCAAUGGCGUCUUUGUACUGGAGAAUGUGGAUAUUGUAAUGUUUUUGUGUAUUGUGAGUCCAGUUUUUUUGUAGAGCCGUUCCAGUUGUCGUCCUUUAGAUUUAAUUGUCCGGAGUUCAGGGGUGUACCAAGGUGCAGAUGAUGAAAAAGAAACAGUCCGAGUUUUCAGUGGGGCAAUAGAGUUGAGGGUGUUGUUUAAGCCAGUGUUGUAAAGAGCUGUGAGAACAUCAGGGUUGGAAGGAAAAUCCGGGAUUGGGAUACAGGAAAUUUCGGAGCAGAGAGUAUCAACAUUAAUGUCCUUUAGGUUCCUGAAGGAGAUGAGACGUGGAGGUUUGAUUGAAGAGAGGCAGAGUGUAGUGCUGAAUGAGAGGAGGAAGUGGUCCGUUAUUGGAAGUUCGUCGGCGGUGCAGUUGGAGGGGGUGAGGCCAGAGCAGCAGAGUAGAUCCAAUGUAUGUCCUUUGGUAUGUGUCGGGAAGUCAAUGUAUUGGUGGAGUCCAAAACUGUCAAGGCAUAAUAGAAAGUCUCUGGUGAGGGGAAGAGUUUUUUGUACCCCCCAAAGGAUGUGCUGUUAUUUUGAAGGCCGGAAGUGGGUGUGUUGAGGUAGCUUGCAUUCCUUCAGUGCUUUUGUUCCCACUCCGCUUCUUCACCAUGAGAGGCAAUCGUAACCUGCUCGGUUACAUUUCUUCACUUUUUAAGCUGAGCAUAUCGGCAAUAUUAAAUAUUAACUGGGACUCAGCCCGUUAGUCUUCCUAAUAUGACAAUAUUUUCUGAAGGAAUAAGGACUCCGAGGCCUCAAUCAACUGCAUCAAAAAUUUGUCACAGAAAAAGUUGCUGCAAUUGCCGUCUACAGAGAACAUACUAACUCCUUAUUUCUAAAAUCACAAAUACUUAAACUUGCUGAUAUAGUUAAUCUUCAAACAGCUAAAAUAAUGCACAAGGCUAAAAAUAACCAAUUACCUAAAAAUGUCAUCUCUGCAAGAGAGGAGAAAUAUGAUCUCAGGGAAGAACUACAUUUGAAACACUUAUAUGCUAGGACUACGUUAAAAAGCCAUAGCAUUUCACUAUGUGGAAUCAAACUAUGGAAUGGAUUGAGUAAGGACCUCAAACAAUAAACAACGAUGAGUCAAUUCAAGAAACAAUAUAAGCAGUUUGCUAAAUACAAGGAUGAAGAGUCUUGAACCAGUCAUGAUGUGCUAUAUAUAUCACUAUAUUGACACUUACUAUGGUACCCAUUAUGGCAUUGGAUGCUCAUAUCACAUCGUACUUCGGUAUGUGACAAAAAAAACAAAAAAUAAUUAACAAAAAAUAUAUAAAUUAUAUUAUAUUAGAAAAGCAGGAAGUAAACAAACUGAUUGUAAGUACCAGAUGGAGGGGUAGGAUUUAAUAAGCUUUGCUUCUUCCUACUCCUUUUGGACAUGUGGAACUGUGAACUGAUUAUGUGAUGCACUCAAUUGUAAUCUGAUGCAUGUUCAAAUGAAAUAAAACCAUUACCAUUACCAGAUACGUCAACACUGCCACCUAGUGGUCUCCACGAGGUACAGCAUUUUAUGACAUCAAUAUGGGGAUAUUUCAAAGAUGAAAAAAUACAGUUGCUCCAAUUUAUUUAUCUUUGAUAUGCACAAGUGUUAAUAGGAGGUAGGAUAACAUGAUGUCAAACACACACCGAGCCCAAGGAAGAAUGGACUUGACGAAGUAAGUGUUUGUUUGCUGCUUAACUGACUCUGUACUCUUGCUGCUGUGCAAUACAAAUUUCCCCACUGAGGGACGAAUAAAGGCAUAUCUUGAGCACAGA
Messenger RNA from Doryrhamphus excisus (bluestripe pipefish), 4760 nucleotides. RefSeq lists its product as uncharacterized. The record is from RefSeq and is a predicted model, not a curated record. Lineage: Eukaryota; Metazoa; Chordata; Actinopteri; Syngnathiformes; Syngnathidae.